GAUAUGAAUUGUUUCCUUAUCCAUUUCAAAGUACUUAAGAAGGAACGAAAAACGAAACUCCAGCGUUUCAGAACGCAGUUAGCCUCCAUCCAAAAUUUAUAAUGGCCAAAGCUAUAACGGGCUUUACCAUCACAAAACCGCACAUGCUUAGCUCUCUGCAGAAAACAAAAUUGGACCUCAAACCAUGUUCAGGAGGGCUUUGGCAAUGUUCAAGCAACGGGCUUCUUAGUGGGUGGCUGCAGCAUAAACGCAGCAAUAAGAAAAGAGCUUCCUUGAGUAAAGUGAAUGCCUUCCCAGAUUGGCCUCUAAUGGCAGUUAUGGUGGAGCAUAUAGAAGGUCAAAGAGACCUUAUAACUCACAAAUCUAUAUGGCAUCUCAGUGAUCGAGCCAUAAAAAACGUCUAUGUAUUUUACCUUAUGUUCACUUGCUGGGGAUGUUUAUUCUUCGGUUCAAUGAAAGACCCAUAUUAUGACUCAGAGGCGUAUAGAAAAGAUGGAGGGGAUGGCAGUGGACAUUGGGUAUAUGACAAGAUGUAAAAACGAGACUCUUCCCAAUAUCCAUAAUGUGUCGAAGUCGUAUACUGCUAUUCUUUCCGCCCUCACCAGUUAAAAACAAAGAUUGUUGACCUAUAUAUAUAUAAACGGAUAUAUAUGCAGCAAGACGAUAUUGAAGAAUCUGCAAGGGCAGAGCUGUGGCGCGAGGAGUUGAUUGAGGAGAUUGAGCAGAAGGUUGGAGGUCUGCGGGAACUGGAAGAAGCUGGCCGAAA
This is a messenger RNA of Populus nigra (black poplar), 766 nucleotides long. RefSeq names its product photosynthetic NDH subunit of subcomplex B 4, chloroplastic. Gene Ontology annotation, cellular component: chloroplast thylakoid membrane; NAD(P)H dehydrogenase complex (plastoquinone). Bases 102 to 536 code for a protein of 144 amino acids. The transcript is spliced from 6 exons. The record is from RefSeq and is a predicted model, not a curated record. Lineage: Eukaryota; Viridiplantae; Streptophyta; Magnoliopsida; Malpighiales; Salicaceae. Gene Ontology annotation, biological process: photosynthetic electron transport in photosystem I.